Messenger RNA from Cooperia oncophora, 447 nucleotides. Lineage: Eukaryota; Metazoa; Nematoda; Chromadorea; Rhabditida; Trichostrongylidae. The record is from the annotation of a GenBank genome assembly.
AUGGUGCUGAAUAAGGAUGGAAUCGAGAAGAUACUGAAGACGAUGAUGCCCACGGCAAAAGAAGUCGAAGAAAUUCAAGAGAAGCAGCUGGAGAAUCCUGACAUGCAACUGGAUAUUGCUGAGCCUUUGAUGGAUUUACAAUUGGCAAUGAAAGAGAUGGAAGAAUCGAAGACAUUCCGGAAAGCGAUGAGCAUCUUUCUUGCUAUCGGCAACUCUCUUAGUGGCACUGAGAUCAAAGGCUUCCAACUGGAUUAUUUGGCUAAAGCGUCAGAGGUGAAGGAUCCGGUCUACAAGCACACGUUGACAUACCAUCUGGCUGAGUACAUGCUUGAGCAUUACCCAGAAGGAACGGAUCUCUACACCGAGUUCGGCGCCGUGGCUCGUAGUGCCAGGGUUAGUUCCUUCUUCGAUUUUAUGCGGAACAAAAUGAUUUUUUUUUACAUCUAA